ACGGCAGGAGGAGCUGGAGCGCUGAGGUUGGCAGUUUCCCUGGUUCCUCCUGGCGGAUUACACGGCGGGGGGAAGCAAAUGCACCGAGGAGGCGAGGUGGGCACUGAGCAGUCGCCUCUGCAGCUGAAGGCUCAAAGCAGCCUCUCUCCAGGGGGAGACUUUGCACCAGUUUAGCCGCACGUCCGGCACAGGAGGCAGGCAGGCGGGGUGCGCUGUUUGGAGACGGGGGGUGACUAGCUGGGGGAGAGGAAUCCUUUCCAGCCAUGCUCAGGCUGGGCUCCAGGGCGACGCAGACAGGACCUUGGCUCCCUACCCUACCGUGAAGGCUCCUAUGGGGGAUUUCCCGUCUGCUGGGAGGCGCAGCCCGGUGGCCAGGUGGCCCCAGCCCCGAUGGAGCCGGAGGAGAGGAAGAUCUCGGUGUGGCUCUGCCAGGAGGAGAAGUUGAUCUCUGGCCUCUCCAGACGCACCACUUGCUCCGACGUGGUGCGGGUGGUGCUGGAGGACAACAGCCAGCGGCAGCAGCUGCCCACCCUGCAGGAUUCCGGCGCGGGGAUGCUCUCGGGCCCCCCCGAGUCCUACUGCAUCGUGGAGAAGUGGAGGGGCUUCGAGAGGAUCCUGCCCAACAAGACCAAGAUCCUGAGGCUCUGGGCUGCCUGGGGGGACGAGCAGGAGAACGUCCGCUUCGUGCUGGUCCGCAGCGAGGCGUCCCUGCCCAACACGGGGCCCCGCAGCGCCGAGGCCAAGGUGGUGCUGAGCAAGGAGCGCCCCUGCCAUGGCCUCGGGGCGGCCCGGGCCAGCCUGGCGCUCACGCAGGAGAAGCAGCGCCGGGUGGUGAGAAAAGCCUUCCGGAAACUGGCCAAGAUCAACAAGAAGCGGCAGCAGCCGCUGGCCAAGGAGGCGUCCUCGGCGGAGAGGAUGGAGACCCUGGUGCACCUGGUGCUGUCGCAGGACCACACCAUCCGCCAGCAGAUCCAGCGGCUCCGGGAGCUGGACCGGGAGAUCGACAGGUACGAGGCUAAGAUCCAUCUGGACCGCAUGAAGCGGCACGGCGUGAACUACGUGCAGGACACCUACUUGGUGGGGGCCAGCAGCUGCGAGCUGGAGGCGAGCCGGGAGCUGGAGCCGGGCCCGGGCCCGGACGGGGCGGCCGGGCAGCUGGAGGAGUACGCCAGGAAGUGCGAGGAGGUGCUGCAGCUGCAAGAGCAGCGGACGCGGCAGGAAGAGCUGCUGGAGCACCUGGCUGGCGAGAUCCAGGAGGAGCUGAACGAGCGCUGGAUGAAGCGGCGCCGGGAGGAGCUGGCCGCGGCCAAGGGCUCCAGUUCCAGCCUGUCCGAGCCCGAGUGCAACACCAUGGAGCUGAGCGGCGGGGCAGACAGCGAGCUCCACGUGGAGCAGGAGCGCGUGAAGACCCAGCUGAGCACCAGCCUCUACAUCGGGCUCCGGCUGAGCACGGACUUAGAGGCGAUCAAAACGGAUCUGGAUUACACGCAACGCGCCCGCGAGGACAAGGAGCGGGAGCUGCAGCGCCUGCUCGAGACGCUGAACACUUUGGACUUCGCGGACACCCAGACGGCAGCUCAGAUCCUCCUCCCCGAGGAGCGCGCUCCCGGCGGCCCUGCCUUACACGAGGCUGGACUGGGGGCUCCCGUGGGCAGCUCAGACGUCUGGGAGGGCCAGGCCAGGGGGCGGUGCAAGGACUGCGAGGAGAACGAUGAGGACUCGGAUACAGGACUGAGCUCCAUGCACAGCCAGGACUCUGACUCUGUCCCAGUCUGUGAAUCGCUUGUAUAGCGGCCUCCUUCCUUAGGUAAAAUAAGCUCAGGGACCCACAGCGAAAUCCAAACUUGUGCUUCCUCCUUGGCACUCUUAGAAUACAACUAUCCAUUUUCACAUCCGCCAGCAGAAGAGAUCCUAGAGUGGACUCCUGUGAUAUAUUUCCAUUAGAACAAAAAUGUGUGGUUUUUGUUGUUGUUCUAUCCUUUUGGGGAGGAGGGGGACCACUUUAAAAUCCAGAUGCCAGUUAGUGCCAUAUUAUGGUAAUUUAUGCAAACUGAUGAUGACCAGUUAUCUGGGGAUAACAUAAGCUAAUGGUAAACUACACAGUUGAAGAAUUAAAUGGAUUACAUCAUACAAUUUUGACUCUACAGAAAGACUAUACCUGCAUUUUGCUGCAUAACAACUGUUGGAAAGGAGGUUUGUUGUAGUAGGUACUGUAAGGAAAGAGUUGGGUUGGGGGGGGAAGAGCUUACACUGUAAAAUGCACUCAUAAAAAGGAAAUACGCUGAAUCUGAAUUGUGGCUUAAGUUUAAACUUGUUAAAACUAGUCAUCAGCAGACACUUUUUAGUCUGUCUCCUCACUACUUUCAUCUUUUAGAAAAAACACACACACAAUGUUUGCAUUUCAUUCAGUAUUGGAAUUACCUGUUUCCUAAAUUCCUGCCUUUUAUUUCACCUCAAAGGUGUUCUUGAAUGGAACCCUUAAUCCUAUAUUUCUCCAAAGCAAAUACAGUCCAGUAUAGGUUUCUUUACAUAGUCUUUUUGUUGGAAUGCUGGAACAUAUAUUCUCUAAUUGAAACAAAAAUUCAGCACCUUUAUAUGUCCUCAGUAUUGCAAGUCAACUGUUUGCUACAGUAUUUGCCACUUAAGAAUUCAGUAGGUUCCUCUUAGACAAAAAUAAAAAAAAAGUUGAAAGUGCAGAACUAAAGUUCAGGGUGAUUGAAAAAUUAGUAAACAGGACAUCUGUCAGUAUGUUUGACAUGGAUGCCAGUUUGUCCUAAUAUAUGAGCUUUUGAAAUAUAUUGACUAUGGUUUUUGCCAUAAAAAGUGAUAAUAAAUCAUUAAACUAAGAACUGAACAAACUAAACAAAUAUAAAUUAGCAUGCAGUAUCAGCACUCAGCCGUGAAUGAUGCAUGUUCCCAUGCAUAGAUAAUAGCACGUUUGUUGACAGAUAAUUUAAGAGAAGUUGUAAAUAUAAAUGUUCACUGGAUUAAUUUAAAACAGUAAUUAACACAGCCCGGUCUCUUCAAAUAUAUUUUCUUUAUCAGGUUAGUUGAUGGUCUGCUGAGUUUAGUAAUAGAUAAAUUACUGCAUCAGCUUAAGCUACCAUUUCUAAUAUGCAGUUCAAUUCAGGCUAGCUCAGAAUCUAGAGAUCUGAUGCCCAAAGUAUAACUCAAGCUUGCUACAGUACAGCUGGGUGAAAUAAUUUAAUCUCAGUUAUUCCAGUGAAAAGGUACAGUAUCAGGUGUAAUAUGUAUUUCAAUUAACUGGACUGCCAAAUUUUCCUUUGCAGCUUAACCAAUGUUGGGUAUACUCUUACAAUAACGAGUAUUAAUGGUUUGUGUAUGGGAGAAGUGUUACUGUAAUCAGUUUAAUGGUACAAGAUCAGAGAAUGUUCAAUAAGGUCUGAUUGACACAACAUUUUAGAAGAACUCUGACGACAGGAUAUCUAUGAACAUUUGCUUUCAAGUUAUAAGAAAGUAUAAAGGUAGAUGUGUCAUGGACCAGGAUCCUCAGUCUGUGUACAUUUGUGUAGUUCAAUGAACUCAGCAGAACUACACUGAUUUACAGCAGCUGAUAUUGGGGGGGAGGGUGUUUUCCAAAGAGAAGUGUUGCUCUCUAACAGUGUUACCAUUGGGAAUCAUACUGAACAGCAGAAAAAUAGCUACAGCAUUAAAUCAAUUUAAAAAUAAACUAGUAAUAUACGUGUAAGUAAAAAAGCUCUAAAAUUUCCAUUAAUGCCAUUAUUAUUGAUAAAUUAUACUGAAAUAAGUGGUCUUCAUAACAUUUUUAAAAGUCUGAUUAUAAAAUUAUGGUUUUUGUAUUUUAGGUGGGCUUGGAAAAUAUUUGCAUACCUGUUU
Trachemys scripta elegans is the source of this 3858-nucleotide messenger RNA. RefSeq names its product Ras association domain family member 10 (gene RASSF10). The coding region runs from base 391 to 1791 and encodes 466 amino acids. The record is from RefSeq and is a predicted model, not a curated record. The transcript has a single exon. Gene Ontology annotation, biological process: signal transduction. NCBI's taxonomy places the organism in Eukaryota, Metazoa, Chordata, Testudines, Emydidae.